This is a messenger RNA of Cajanus cajan (pigeon pea), 794 nucleotides long. RefSeq lists its product as uncharacterized. The record is from RefSeq and is a predicted model, not a curated record. Lineage: Eukaryota; Viridiplantae; Streptophyta; Magnoliopsida; Fabales; Fabaceae.
AUUUUAUAUUCCACUACACACAUGGUACUAUGUUAUGAACCAUAGAGACACAUAAACACUACCACUGUUUCAUUUUGUUCUUGUUUGUGUUGUGUCAUCAACAUAUAUUAUUGACAUAGAUUGGAUUUGGAUCAAUCAUGAAGAACAAAAGGGUAAGCAGAAGGGACAAAAAUAAGGAGAUCAAAGUUACAUAUAUUUCGAGCCCCGUGAAGGUGAAGGCUAGUGCCUCCAAUUUCAGGGCCCUUGUGCAAGAGCUCACUGGCCAAUACUCCAACGUUGCUGAAACCAUGCCUAUGGAAGAAGAAGAAGAUCAAGAACAUUUGCAUGGGUGCCAUUCCGAGAGAGUGCACAAUAAUAAGGGUGGAACUCAUCAACAAUUUGCAAAGGGCUAUUUGCCUCUUGAGGAUGCCAAUUUGUUGAAGCCUGAGUACAGUGACUUUCUCUCGAGGUCCUUGAUGGAGCCCUUCAACCAACAACACCUUCAAUAUGAUUUGAUGAGCUUCGACAUGUCAUAGGUUUUGGUUUUUCUGUAUGAAUAUACAUAUGAAUAUGAUGAUCCUCUAUGUGUUUCAUUUUGCAUCGAUCUGUUGUUGAAUUGAUGAUGAUGUGAAUAGGAAUGGUGUUUGUGCAUAUGUACGGAUUAUUAGUUGUGGUUAUCUAGACUGCGAUGGAGGAAAAUGAAUACAUUAUAUGUCUGAGAGGAGGUGCCAUGUAUCAAAGUGAUGACGCAACACGAUGAUGAGAUUUUGAAAAAUGUUCUUUUAAUUUGAGAUAAUAAAAAUAAGGUUUAAAUA